AGACUUACUCCUCAAAGGUAGGCGCCAUCUGUACAAGACGGGUUUUGGGGUGCUUUCUUAGAAAGUGAGAACCGGAAACGCUUAUACUAGACAUAUAGACAUAGUUCUGAUCGAAAGAAGGGAGACUCAAAAAGUCAGACGAGGAGGUGCGGGGUCAUGCAGCAAAACCUACGUGCAACGCAUUCACUGGCCGUUGAAGGCAGAUUGUGUACCACAACAUUAUUGUUACAUGCAGAGGCGUCCAACAGUGUUUGUUGCUGGACUUUGCCGCCUGCACCUUGCCGCGGAACCUCGAUCGCUAAUGCAAGUGACUUAAGCCAGUGCCUGCAGAGAGCAGGGUUAGCGAGUUUGAGAGGGCGCCUCAAACAUCGGGUACGGACCAUUUUCCUCGCAGCUUGUAUUGAACAUUUGCUUGUUCUACUCAUCGACCUAAACCAGAAGGUCGUAUCCUACAGAAUAACACAGAAAUAUGGACUGGGCCCGCCACACCACUUCAAACAGAAUUGCAAACCCGGAAUGGUACUAGAAAGACAAUUUUCUGCCCAAACAAGACAUACAUAUGGUAGGUAGCGUCUACAAACGCUGAUGAAUUGAAAAUAAACACGAGAGAACAGGACAAGUCCGCAGUCCCCAGGCAUGCAGCCGAGGACCUCUGUUGGACACAACCCUGGUCAU
Messenger RNA from Paraphaeosphaeria sporulosa, 675 nucleotides. RefSeq lists its product as uncharacterized. NCBI's taxonomy places the organism in Eukaryota, Fungi, Ascomycota, Dothideomycetes, Pleosporales, Didymosphaeriaceae. The transcript has a single exon. The record is from RefSeq and is a predicted model, not a curated record. The coding region runs from base 157 to 570 and encodes 137 amino acids.